Messenger RNA from Polypterus senegalus (gray bichir), 2749 nucleotides. RefSeq names its product calcium/calmodulin-dependent protein kinase type II subunit beta (gene camk2b2). Gene Ontology annotation, molecular function: ATP binding; calmodulin binding; calcium/calmodulin-dependent protein kinase activity. Lineage: Eukaryota; Metazoa; Chordata; Cladistia; Polypteriformes; Polypteridae. Gene Ontology annotation, cellular component: cytoplasm; neuron projection. The transcript is spliced from 23 exons. The record is from RefSeq and is a predicted model, not a curated record. Bases 236 to 2119 code for a protein of 627 amino acids. Gene Ontology annotation, biological process: protein phosphorylation.
GAGCGAGGGAGAGAGAGAGAGAGAGGGAGGAGAGCGAGUGAGAGUGAGAGAGCGCGAGAGAGAAAGCGAGUGACAAUCGGAAGGGGUUACCGCGUUGUGAGCGAACAAGGAUCCCUCUGAGCUCUGCUGCACACCCAACGCCGCCGCCGCCGCCGCUGCUGCUGCUCAAGACAGGGGAGCGCGGAGAGCCGCAGGACAAGCUAAAGGUUGACAGAAGCCACAGUCCGGGGCAGCCAUGGCCACUACCUGUACCCGAUUCACGGACGAGUACCAGCUAUACGAAGAGCUCGGAAAGGGAGCCUUCUCAGUGGUGCGCCGCUGUGUCAAGCUAUGCACAGGCCAGGAAUACGCAGCGAAAAUUAUCAACACCAAGAAACUUUCUGCAAGAGAUCACCAGAAACUGGAGCGUGAGGCCCGAAUCUGUCGUCUCCUGAAGCACUCCAACAUUGUGCGACUUCAUGACAGUAUUUCAGAGGAAGGAUUCCAUUACCUUGUCUUUGACUUGGUGACUGGAGGAGAACUGUUUGAGGACAUCGUGGCCAGAGAGUACUACAGUGAAGCGGACGCCAGUCACUGUAUCCAUCAGAUAUUAGACAGUGUAAAUCACAUCCACCAACAUGACAUUGUGCACAGGGACCUCAAGCCAGAGAACUUGCUUCUGGCAAGCAAGUGUAAAAAUGCAGCGGUCAAGCUUGCUGAUUUCGGGUUAGCCAUUGAGGUCCAAGGAGACCAGCAGGCUUGGUUUGGAUUUGCUGGCACGCCAGGCUAUCUGUCACCAGAGGUGCUGCGGAAGGAGGCCUAUGGAAAGCCUGUAGAUAUCUGGGCAUGUGGUGUAAUUCUCUAUAUCUUGUUGGUGGGCUACCCUCCUUUCUGGGAUGAAGACCAACAUAAGCUGUACCAGCAGAUCAAAGCUGGAGCCUAUGAUUUUCCCUCUCCAGAGUGGGACACGGUGACCCCAGAGGCGAAGAAUCUUAUUAAUCAGAUGUUGACUAUAAAUCCAGCCAAGAGAAUCACUGCACAGGAGGCACUGAAACACCCAUGGGUCUGCCAACGAUCUACUGUGGCGUCUAUGAUGCACAGACAAGAGACCGUGGAGUGCUUGAAGAAGUUCAAUGCCAGGAGGAAACUCAAGGGUGCCAUUCUCACUACCAUGUUGGCGACAAGGAAUUUCUCUGUGGGCAGGCAGACUACAGCACCGGCCACCGUUACCGGCUCAGCGGCCGCCGCAGCCAGUGCCACCGCAGGGCUGGUGGAACAAGCAGCGAAGAGUUUAUUGAACAAAAAGGCGGAUGUGAAGCCGCAGACAAACAGCACCAAAAACAGCAUAGUCACAAGUCCUAAAGGAAACAUUCCCUCACCUGCUCUGGAACCUCAAACUACUGUCAUUCAUAACCCUGCGGAUGGGAUUAAGGAGUCCUCGGACAGCAGCAACACUACAAUCGAGGAUGAGGAUGUCAAAGCCACGAGCACUGAGACCAGUGCUGUUAAGAGUCAGUCCAGUAUGGGCUCUCAGCCUGAGGCCGUGGAAGCCCCUCAGUGCCCACUUCCUGUGUUCUCAUCCAGACUGACAGAUAUUGUGAGCAGUUUGCGUGGAGGGUCCAGUCCCCAAACCCAGGUUGAAUCUGAUGGGGGGUCCCAACGCCCCCAAGGCCCUCAGCCGUUCUCAUCUCACCCCCUGCCUAAUCCCAGCUGCCCCUCCAUCUCUUCUACUCAGCCUCGCAAGCAGGAAAUCAUCAAGAUAACUGAACAGCUGAUUGAAGCAGUGAACAACGGGGAUUUUGAGGCCUACGCGAAGAUCUGUGAUCCUGGGCUGACUUCUUUUGAACCUGAAGCUCUUGGCAAUCUGGUGGAAGGCAUGGAUUUUCACAGAUUCUAUUUCGAGAACCUCCUCUCUAAGAACAGCAAGCCAAUCCACACAACGAUCCUGAAUCCGCACGUGCACCUGAUUGGUGAGGAUGCCGCUUGCAUUGCAUAUAUCCGACUGACACAAUUUGUAGACGGCCAGGGCCGGCCGCGCAGCAGCCAGUCUGAAGAGACCCGCGUGUGGCAUCGCCGUGACGGGAAGUGGCAGAACGUUCAUUUCCACUGCUCAGGAGCUCCAGCAGCACCACUACAAUGAAGGGAGCGCCUUUGCACUUGAUCCCGCCUGGGGUUCGAGAGAGAGAGAGAGAGAAAGAGAGAGCAAGCGAGAGGAGGCAUGAGUGUGGUGGCCUCGCUGAUGGUGGCUCGUGCUGUGCACACGUUUUAAUAUCUCCGGUGGCUGCAUCUCCAGUGACACCAACAAUUUAAAAAAGAAAAGAAAACAAAAACAAAACAAAACAACAGUAUUAUUCUAAUCACACAUUUGUUUGUGUAAUGAUUCUAUCAAAUCAUCUCUGAUGUGUCUCAUCAAGCUGUCUCUAGAUGCACAAACUCUCAGAAAAGCGGUAUGUAAAGAUACAAAGUUAUUAUUAGAAUAAUAUGGCAACUGUAUAUGUAAUUUGUACAAUUCAUAUUCUUGAUGGCAGUGAUUUGUAGAAAUGAGAAUCUUGAUUUUUCCUUCACUUUUUUAUGUUUGUUUUUUUUUUUUUUUUUGCCAAAGCAUGACUGUUUAAUUCUAUAAGUGAUUGGUGUAGUGCUUGGGUAACCCUUUUAAGCAUAUUUUGCAAUUUUGUAUGCUGAAAUGUGUCAUCAUCAAUCCAAAUUGGUUUUCAUUUGUUUCACUUUGGAGAAGGUGGGUUGGUUCAGGUUGGGCUGGGGAGGAGAGUGU